Messenger RNA from Staurois parvus, 269 nucleotides. NCBI's taxonomy places the organism in Eukaryota, Metazoa, Chordata, Amphibia, Anura, Ranidae. The record is from the annotation of a GenBank genome assembly.
GCCCCACAGUCUGCAUGUAAAAAUCAUUCCCGCUGUCUCAUUUGGCAGGCAGCACUCCAUAAACAGGGCCAUGCUGAUACCCAGGGGCAGACUGAAAACUCAUGGGGCCCCCGGGCAAUAGGGGAUCAUGGGGCCCCCAAAUCCUCACCUACACUUAAACCACACCCAAAAAAAGCCUAUUAAAGGUACCAGGGGCAUCUCAUGGGGCCCCCUACUGACCCCGGGCCCUCAGGCAGUGCCAGAGUAUUUGAAUGGUCAGUCUGCCCCUG